UAGACAUUGACAGAAAAAAAACUCACCAAAGUAAUGAAUCCUCUAAAACUCUUUGUCCUAAUACUACCCUUGAUCAUUUCCCAUCAAGCCUUAGCUCGGCCUUACAAAACCCUUGUUGCACCCAUCAGAAAAGACACCACCACAUCCCUCUACACCAUCACACUCAACUCCCACCACCACUAUGUCAUUGACCUCACUGCCCCUCUCUCAUGGUACAACUGCUCUCCACCCCACCCGCUGGUGGUUUGCCACUCGCCGCCUUGUACCGAAGCCCAAUCUUACCCCUCCCCACCCUGCCCUCAUCCGACCAGCGCCGCCAGCACCGCCCCCGAUAUCCCGUGCUCUUGCACCGUCACACCGGUCAACCCGGUCGCGAAAUCGUGCGCUGUGUCUCGGUUGACUUACACCAAUAUCAACCUCCGUUGGACCGAUGGGCGCACGCCAACAACGCGUAUCGAUUUCAACCAGGUUUACAUCUCCUGCGCCCCUGCUUCGCUCUUCCGGUCCCUCCCUAAGGGCGCGUUCGGCUUGGCUAGCCUUUCGUCGUCCCCCCUCUCCUUUUCCUCCCAAUUCACUCUGCCGAAUCCCGAGCUUGCCUUCUACACCCGGAGUCGCUUUCUUCGGCGAUGGACCGUACUACAUUCUCCCCCCAACCAAUCUAGACGCCGAAACCAUAAUCUCUUACACACCGCUGCUAAAAAAACCCAACUCCCCGGACUUCUUCAUCGGUGUCAAUUCACUAGCGGUUGAUGGGAGAUCGAUUCCGAUUCCCAUUUCAACUACGCCAACGAAACUCAGCACCGUAGUGCCAUACACUACAGUGAGGAGUGAUGUGUACAGAUAUUUGAAACAGAGCUUUUCAGAGGGGACAGGGACCGCAGGGGUUCCUCGAGUGAAGCGGAUCAAGCCGUUUGAUCUUUGUUGGAAUGCUAGCGCGCUCGGGUUUACUCGGGUGGGUUUUCGGGUUCCACAGAUCGAUUUGGAGUUGGGAAACGGGAAGAACUGGACGAUUUUCGGGUCGAAUUCGAUGAAGGAGAUUGGCGGCGUGGCGUGUCUGGCAUUUGUGAAUGGGGGAGAGAUCAACGACGGAUCAGCCGUGGUUAUCGGAUCGUAUCAGAUGGAGAACAAUUUCUUGUUGUUUGAUAUGGAGAAGUCAAGGUUGGGGUUCAGUUCUACUCUGUUUUUUAUUAGGACCUCGUGUGGUAACUUCAACUUCACUACUAAUACUAAAUAGAGUAAUCCUUAAGAUAUAGUUGUUCUGGGGAUAAGGAAGACGUCAAGGGCUUCUAAAACAGAGCAAUAGUGUCCACUUGUGAUUGAAGGGAUAUGAAUCUUUUUUUACAGACCAUAGCCAAUUCAAGGGAGGUUAAUGUAUUGUACGAGUGAUCUUAUGAAUAAUCAGCUUAAUUGGAUAA
Rhododendron vialii is the source of this 1415-nucleotide messenger RNA. RefSeq names its product chitinase CLP-like. The coding region runs from base 431 to 1234 and encodes 267 amino acids. The transcript has a single exon. Lineage: Eukaryota; Viridiplantae; Streptophyta; Magnoliopsida; Ericales; Ericaceae. Gene Ontology annotation, molecular function: aspartic-type endopeptidase activity. Gene Ontology annotation, biological process: proteolysis. The record is from RefSeq and is a predicted model, not a curated record.